AUGUCUCACAGAUACGAAUACCGGGACGACUUUCCGUCGCGUCGACGCCACCACUCUCCCAGUUACUCCGAGUAUGGGGGAGAUACCCCAUAUCCCAACUCGUCAAGGGAUGCUGGGGCUGUCCGACUUGCUCGGAGACAUCACGAUCACUCUGAUCGAAGAGCGCAUUUUGAAGAUUAUCAGAGCGAUCGACACCGACCCUACGAUGAUGAAUACUACUACUAUGAUGAAAAGCGAUCGCACUCUCGACCACGAUCUAGAAAUCAUGAUCAUGAACAUGCAAACGAGCAUCACCAUGGGCGUCGCCGUAGCCGAAGCAAAAGAAGACAUUCUAAUGCAGGUCCUAAUUGGAGCCAGGCAGCGAUUGCGGCUGCUAGUGCUGGAAUCAUCGAAGCCGGGCUGUCAAGGAAUGACAGAGACCGGACAUCAAGAAUAGUUACAGCCGCAGCGGGGGCUGGUGCCAUCGACGCCGUGGCCGCGAGGCAUCAUGAGAAGCCUCACAAGAGCUGGGAGCAUAUUGUCGGAAGCACAGUGGGCGGGUUAGUAAUAGACCGUGUUGCCCAUGGUUCAGGACGUCGUUGA
Colletotrichum truncatum is the source of this 582-nucleotide messenger RNA. RefSeq lists its product as uncharacterized. NCBI's taxonomy places the organism in Eukaryota, Fungi, Ascomycota, Sordariomycetes, Glomerellales, Glomerellaceae. The record is from RefSeq and is a predicted model, not a curated record.